This is a messenger RNA of Funneliformis mosseae, 333 nucleotides long. The record is from the annotation of a GenBank genome assembly. NCBI's taxonomy places the organism in Eukaryota, Fungi, Glomeromycota, Glomeromycetes, Glomerales, Glomeraceae.
AUGAAUUUAUAUAUUUCUAGUAUAGGAGGAUGUAAGAGUUAUACUUGGUAUGGAUAUAAUAUGGCAAGAGAUGAACAAUGUCAUGGGAUUGCAGAUAUGUUAGGUAGACCUGGAAAUUGUGAAAAUUGUAUGUCAUGUUCUCGUAAAAUGAAUAACGAUAUGAAAGGAAUGGAGAAAUUUGUUAAAAAAAGUGAUGGUAGAGUCUAUAUUGUAGCUUGUGACAAUUAUGAAUAUGCUAAAACCAUCACACAAAUCUUCAGACCAUAUAAAGGAGAACCAACAACAACAGUUAUAUUUCACAGAUCACCUACUAAUUAUCAUGAUGAAAUGUGA